GCGGAGGUGGUCGUGGUCGUGAUCGUCGUGUUACUGGAUCAAGUUCGUUCCGUAUAAACUGUGUCACACUUUCACCCUUCUCAAAAUGUUUGCCAACUUCGCCGUCACGCUCGUCUGCACGUUGCUGCCUUGCACCCAGGUCGUCGAAGGUCCGACGAGUGCACAAAUUGAGGUCGACCUGACCAAGGCGCCACACACAUCGAUCUACUACCUCCCCAUCAAUGGUGUCAUUUACCCCAAAGUUUAUAACGUGUCGCCCAACUAUGUCGCCAUUCAUAGCAGUGAUCAUCAAGGGGGGGUUAUUCAGGGGGGAGAAAGCCGGGGAAGUGGGGAAUAUCUGCCGCCACCGCUGCUCGCGGAUUCGCCACAUGUCGAAUCUUCCCAGCAGGCGGAUGAGUAUCCCGUGGUUGGAAUUUUGGACGGGUUUUUGAAAGGGUUUACCAUGAAGACGAUCAAUAAUCGGAAUAUUUCCGCGUUCAAAAGCAUCCCGUUCGCCCAGCCGCCAGUGGGAGCGUUACGUUUUGAGCCCCCGGUCAAAAAUUCCCCCUGGACCGGAAUCCGUGACGCCAUGGCCGACAGCCCAACCUGCAUUCAGGCCGAUUACCUCCUCCAAUACAACAUUCAUGGACAGGAAGACUGCCUCUAUUUAAACGUGUACACUCCAAAGCUUCCAUCGACCAAGAGGAGACAAGAUGCCCCACUGCCAGUUAUGGUUUGGAUACACGGAGGGGGCUGGUUCUUUUCAUCGAGUAGUUUGUAUGGUCCAGCUUACCUCUUGGAUGAAGACGUUGUCCUUGUGUCGAUGAAUUACAGAUUGGGGUCAUUAGGCUUUUUGUCCACCGGGGAUAUGACCAGCCCUGGCAAUAAUGGCCUCAAAGAUCAAACCCUGGCUCUAAAAUGGGUCCGUGAAAAUAUUGCCAACUUUGGGGGUGAUCCCAACAAAAUUACGAUUUUUGGGGAGAGUGCUGGCGCAGGAUCUGUCCACUUUCACAUGUUUUCUCCAAUGUCUCGAGGCCUUUUCCACGGUGCCAUUUCCCAAAGUGGGUGUGCCACGUGUUUCUGGAGCAUUACUGAAAAAGCGGCUGAAAAUGCGCAGAAAUACUCUGCACUUCUCAACUGCACGGGAAAUUCGAAAGAAAUCUUGUCAUGUUUGAAACAAAAGGACGCUAAAGAUUUGGUCUUUAUGCAACUCGCAUUUUUGGAGUGGACCAUGUACCCCGUCGUCAUCUUCGGCCCCGUCCUGGAACCCGCCCACGCCGGCUCCUUCCUGUCCGAAUUACCAGAGACGAUUUACAAGAGGGGUGGGGUUGCCCCCGUCCCCUGGAUCACUGGGCUUAACGCGGACGAAGGAGGGAUCAAUAUUGCCGUCCUGUUUAUCGGAAAUGGAAGUGUGGACCAACUAAAUACCGAAUGGGACAAGUACGGUUCGAUAUUCCUCGACUUUAAAAACACCGAAGCCAACAAUUCUGCCCGCCUCUCGAAUCAAGUUCGAAAUCAUUAUUUGGGAAAUUCGAACAUUUCUCUGGCAAAUCGAGACGAGCUUAUCAAGAUGUUUGGAGACCGAUACGUCAUUACUUGUGGAAUCCGAGGGAUGCAACUUCACGCUCGGUACAGCCCUCAACCAGUUUACGCUUAUCGACUCGCGUACCGUGGGAAAUAUAGUAUUGUUCAACUCCUCGGACAAAGCCCGCAAGAUUAUGGCGUUUCCCACUUGGACGAUUUGAUCUACCUUUUCAACAACACGGUCUACUAUCCAAACCUCGCUUUGGAGGAUGAAGAGUACGAGGUGUCGAAAAUUAUGACGAGAAUGUGGUCCAAUUUUGCAAGAACAGGGCGACCAUACUUGACCAGCACUCACAACCAAAACAACAACGAAUUGCGAAAUACUCUAACUUGGACCCCAGUCCCAAGAAAUGCGACGCCCACGUCCCCCAUCAAUUUUAUGGACAUUAAGCUACAACCGGAAAUGGUCAACGACCCGUUUAAUGAGAGGGUUAAGUUUUGGAGGAGUUUGGGUCUUGUAGAUGAAUAGAUGGUACAAAUACUAAUGUUUUUUUGUGCAAAUGGGGUUUGAUAUAAAAUAAGAUUAUAUAAGAGGUAUAGAUUAAGAAGUAUGAAAAUUUCUCCAAAUUUCGAUAUAAAUAUUUAGACAUACAAAAUUGAGUGAAAUAUUGAUGACUGAAAGAUCUCGAGGGUUUUAUAAGUUUCUAGUGUUAAUUGAGUGAAAGAAAUGAUAAUUAUUCAUGAUUCGUAUUGAUCCAGAUUUAAGACUAAAAAUAUAUUCAUGUAAAAUUAAGUAUCCACGAAAAACUGCUGCUUGGGAAAAGACUGAAUAAUUAUGUAAUUUUAAAAGUACACGAACAAUGCAUGGACCUAUUCAGCCAGUUUUUUUGUUAAAUAGAUGUUAAGUUAUUACAUGUACUGUUUUCAAUACCAAUAGCUUUAAACCAUUUUAAUUCUUAUAAAUAAUUAUUAUUGUUGUUCCUACACUAUUAUGAUAAUUGUUGAUUAAAUUGAAUGAAAAUUGAGUUUGAAA
Folsomia candida is the source of this 2536-nucleotide messenger RNA. Its product is annotated as venom carboxylesterase-6. The record is from RefSeq and is a predicted model, not a curated record. The transcript is spliced from 12 exons. Lineage: Eukaryota; Metazoa; Arthropoda; Collembola; Entomobryomorpha; Isotomidae. The coding region runs from base 86 to 2032 and encodes 648 amino acids.